CGCAGAUUCGCGCUGCGCUGAUACCCGGUGAAAUAAUACAACUCGCUUGAUUACUCGGCUUCGGCCCGUUCGCAGUUACAUUGAGUAUCUGGCAGCAGUCACCAAGGAAGCGUGUGACUCGGCGCUCCGCAUCGCAACUUCGGAGCUGUUCCCCUCUGAUCGACCAUACGAAUCGGACCGGUCGAAAGCCACAAUGGCACCCAAAUCGAACAAGAAGGCUGUGGUGGAAAGGGAGCCCACUCCUAUGAGCACAUCGUCCUCUCCUGCAGACUCAAGCUCGGAGGCCGAGUCGAACAACCAGAGCGGAAGCGAAAGUGACAGCGAUAGCAGCACGUCUUCCACCGAGAGAACUUCGAGCCAGCAGACUGCCCGCAAUGUGUCCAUUUCCGCCCCCCAACCCUACAAGCCUCCUUCUGGAUUCAAGUCCUUGAAACAACAAGCGCCGCCUAAAUCCAAUGUCUCUUCUCUGCUAUCCGAUCUUCGCGGCAAGCAAGUCUUCCACAUCACCGCUCCAGAAUACCUUCCUCUUUCCAAGGUCGAGGAGGUCUCCUUGGCCAAGAUCAUGCAGGGCAAGCCGGUCUUGAAGCACAAAGGCGUGCAAUAUGGAAUUCCGGUGGAGAGCAUAACGCAGCCCGACCUGGGUGGCAAGGCGCUUCAUCUUUACGACUCGAAGAACAAGACAUACUACAGCACCAACGCUAGCAAUAUCCCCAGCUAUCACAUUCAAGAAAUGGUCGACGUUCCCGAGAUUUCCGAGGAAGCCAUUGCACAAGCUGUGAAAGAACAGGUCAAGCCCCCGAGGAAACACCCCAAACACCUGAAGAUGCGAUUCCGGCCAGUCGGAAGCGGCGUGGCCCCGCCGGAGACGCUCGGGUCCAGUUCCGAGGAGUCAGAAGGGGAGCAGCCUACGUUCAAGGUCCCCAAGAAGUUGGAGAAGGAGGAGAGGAAGCGUAAGAGCCACCCUACUGAGGCAGAGGGAAACCAGGCCGAGGCUGGCAGUGUGCCUCGCAAGAAGUCCAAGAAAUCAUCCCACGAGGCUGGCGAAGGCGAGAAGAAAAAGUCCAGCAAAAGCCGAGAGGAGAAGAAGAGAAAGAAGUCCGACAAAGCUUAAAGAGUCGCCGGCAUUUUUUCCUUUUCUCUUUCGUCAUGUUUGUUCAUCAAAAGUUGGCAUUAUUAGAUGGGAUGUUUUGUUAUACUCUUCAAGGCGUGGGGUAUUCUGACGAGCCAGCUGAAUUCUACGUUGCACGCCAGCCAUGGGUGUGUUUGUACAUAAGUCCAGAGUUAGAUCUCAUGCAUAGAACUCGAGUAGUGAGUGGUCCAGUGCAUCGAGCCGACUCUGUACCGCGUCCAAGCUCCAGCUGCAACGGUUGAAGGCCGGCGAACGGACGCUAGCCCGGAUGAAGCGUUCCACCAGCACUGCCUAUCGACAAGCCCCAAUGAUGCCUAUUGCCUAGAGCUGAGGUGGUCAGGCGCUUUGCGCGCUCGAAUGGUAGGACGGCCAGCACAGUGGUCC
Aspergillus ibericus CBS 121593 is the source of this 1513-nucleotide messenger RNA. Its product is annotated as DNA-directed RNA polymerase I subunit RPA34. The record is from RefSeq and is a predicted model, not a curated record. The transcript is spliced from 2 exons. Lineage: Eukaryota; Fungi; Ascomycota; Eurotiomycetes; Eurotiales; Aspergillaceae. The coding region runs from base 194 to 1111 and encodes 305 amino acids. Gene Ontology annotation, biological process: transcription by RNA polymerase I.